AUGUACACGCCGGAGAUUCUCAAGACAGAGAAUUUGACGCGAUACUGCAUACGUUUGGUCGCCUUCGGCCUCCACAUGCCAGAGUUGCUGGACAGAUACGCGGACAGAGCGGAGGAGUUGGCUGCACAGCUGCAGCCCAACCAGUUUGGGUUGAUUCUGAAUGCCUUUGCUCGGGCAUCUCAUCGGCAUGAGAAGGCCGCCGGUCUGGUGAGGGGUGACAGGGGUCAG
This is a messenger RNA of Symbiodinium necroappetens, 228 nucleotides long. The record is from the annotation of a GenBank genome assembly. Lineage: Eukaryota; Dinophyceae; Suessiales; Symbiodiniaceae.